GUGAGCAGUGUUUUCAGUGUAUGUAUAUAUACUGUUUAAGUUUAUAGUGUGCAUAUCGUAAAUUGAGCCAUGGAGCUUCCAUGCUACACUCUGCUGCAAGGUCCCUCUGACUCGGAGCUGCCCUCGGAAAUGCUGCUGCGGCAAAACCUUGAACAUGGAGAUGUCAACGUCAAAAUUGAUGCUCUUAAGAAGACCAUUCAGCUGAUACUGUCAGGGGAGAAACUUCCAGGAAUUCUGAUGACUGUCAUAAGGUUUGUGAUGCCGCUCGAAGAUCACACCAUCAAGAAACUAUUGUUGGUCUUCUGGGAGAUUGUUCCUAAGACAACACCUGAGGGCAAGCUACUGCAGGAGAUGAUCCUUAUCUGCGAUGCUUACCGGAAGGUCAGCGUUUCCAGAAGUUCUCGUGUUUUAGUUUAUUUUCCCUUCUACUGCUUGCUUUUUUCAGACUGCCGGCGAUGUGUUUACUCUUAACUUUGUCUACCUCCAACAACGCCUGCGUGACCACCAACGCACUGGUAUGCACGUUUAUGCUUGCAAGUCAGAAGGAUAUUGCCUCAAUUAUUUUUAAAUGGCUGCUCCUGGCUUUAUUUGUGGAUUUGCUUAUCAUAGGCCCAGAAUUUGCUCUUAUCCUUCCUCAGAACUUGCAGCUCAGUUUUUCCUGG
Hyalella azteca is the source of this 662-nucleotide messenger RNA. Its product is annotated as coatomer subunit beta-like. Gene Ontology annotation, biological process: endoplasmic reticulum to Golgi vesicle-mediated transport; intracellular protein transport; intra-Golgi vesicle-mediated transport. The record is from RefSeq and is a predicted model, not a curated record. Bases 70 to 471 code for a protein of 133 amino acids. The transcript has 3 exons. Gene Ontology annotation, cellular component: COPI vesicle coat; cytoplasm. Lineage: Eukaryota; Metazoa; Arthropoda; Malacostraca; Amphipoda; Hyalellidae.